AUGAGAAGUCUUUUGGUUAUUGACAAUGGAACAUACGAGUGCAAGGCAGGAAUUAAAGAAGAAAUACCAAGUAUUAGGUUCCGUAACCAAAUAUACAGACUAAAAGGUAAGGACGGCAGAAUAUCAUAUUCUAUAUCUGCAGUAAAAAAACAAAAUACAACACUAACACUGAAGAGUAUGUUUGAUGGCCCAGUUAUCUACAAUUAUGACGUACUAGAAGGAACUAUUCAGUCAAUAUUGAAGGAAAUAAAGGGAUCCUUGAAUGGGAAGGAAAAACAAGAAAUAGAUGAAUUAGUCAUUACAGAGUGCUUUCUUAACCCACAGGUCUUUAAAGACCUUGCUAUAGAAAGUAUCUUUAAUAGAUUUUCAUUCAAAACGGUUAGUUUUGGUUAUGACUUCAUCUAUGCUUAUGAGUAUAAUUUAAGGAAUAAUCCAGGGAUGUCCUUACAGAAGGAUGGGUUUAAUAGGGAAUUCUGUGAUGUGGUUAUUAGCAUGGGCCAUUUAGGCGUAUAUGUUGUCCCAUUGGAUCCCAUGAAAGAGAUGAUUUUAUCAGAAGAAAGCACUUAUAUGCCACUUGGGAGUCUAGCAGCACAACAUAUCUUCCAUAGAAGCAUUGCUAAUAAAUAUUGUGGGUCUGGGGUAAAAGUCCAAAGAGAAGAAGUCUCAGAGCACUUUAAGGCCAUCCGAGUACCCUUAGAUUAUUUGGAAGAAAUUGAAGAAGUUGUUUACGCAGGUACUGGGAACCUUCAGAUCCUUCAGAAAACAGGAAAAGAGAAGGCUAGUGUACCCAGAGUAUUCCCAAAAAGAAAACCAACCGUAGAAGAUCCAAGAAAAAAGGCAAAAAAUCAAGAAGAAAUCAAAGACACUCACAAGGAAGAUGCAGAUAUAGGGGAAUUAGAGCCAGAAAAAGAAGAACUAGAGAUAGAAGCAGAAGAAGUCAUAGCACUCCUGGAAAAAGCAGAAGCCACAAAGCCAGAAAUCACAACCGAAGAAGAACUAGCAAAGAGACUUAAAAGAGAGAAAUUAAUAAGAGGUGCAACAGACCACAGGAACAAGCAAAAAGUGAUAAAAUCAUUGGAAAGACUAAAUCACCAUAUAUUCCUGUUAGAAGACAGGCACCUUCUCAUAAAUAACCCGUCUGAAUUUAUAAAACUCAGAAGGAACAGGCUAGAAUACCUUGAGAAAAUCAUAAAAAAACGAACUUUUGUGAGAAAUGAACUGAAAAAUAAAAAAAGUCCCCACUCACUUGCCCUCUUGAAGAAGUCACUGGAGCAAAUAGAUGCACCCCAGGAGGACAACAUAUACUUGCAGGAAAUACGCAGUGCAUCCUUGGAGGAUAUUGAAAUCCUUGAAGAAAUUGAGCACUUAGAUGGUUUCCUACGGGAAAAUGACCCAGAAUAUGUGGAAAAAGAGGAAAAUCCGUUAGAUAAAAUAAGACAUGGAUACAAGGAGAAGGGAGGCAUAAAUAUUAAUGUGGAGUUCAUUAGAACAGGAGAAGCCCUCUUUAACCCAGCAAUUGUAGGGAUAGAGCACCCAGGAAUAACAGAAAGUCUCUCUCUCAUUAUGCAAACAAAAGAUGUCCGGAAUGUAUUUAUAACAGGAGGAUUCAGCCAAAUAAAAGGCAUAAAGGAAAGAAUCCAAAAGGAAUUAGUUCCAUUAAGGUAUUUACCAAAUGAUCCCACCGUAGUAUGCGCAUUAGACCCAGUAAUUGAUGCGUACAAAGGGGCCUUCAUUAAGUCCCCAUACGCCCAGACACUCACCAGAGACGACUACAUGAAACUCCAAAUUGAAAAGACACAAAAUGAAGAUUCCUCAGAGAAAUAA
This is a messenger RNA of Nematocida ausubeli, 1824 nucleotides long. RefSeq lists its product as uncharacterized. Gene Ontology annotation, cellular component: Ino80 complex; cytoplasm. The transcript has a single exon. Bases 1 to 1824 code for a protein of 607 amino acids. NCBI's taxonomy places the organism in Eukaryota, Fungi, Microsporidia. The record is from RefSeq and is a predicted model, not a curated record. Gene Ontology annotation, biological process: regulation of DNA-templated transcription.